Chanos chanos (milkfish) is the source of this 855-nucleotide messenger RNA. It is a transcript of the gene pnp6, whose product is annotated as purine nucleoside phosphorylase 6. Gene Ontology annotation, cellular component: cytoplasm. Gene Ontology annotation, molecular function: purine-nucleoside phosphorylase activity. Gene Ontology annotation, biological process: nucleoside metabolic process. The transcript has 6 exons. NCBI's taxonomy places the organism in Eukaryota, Metazoa, Chordata, Actinopteri, Gonorynchiformes, Chanidae. The coding region runs from base 1 to 855 and encodes 284 amino acids. The record is from RefSeq and is a predicted model, not a curated record.
AUGUCCGCAUCCUGCAGAUACACGUAUGAAGAGUACAGGGAGACCGCGGACUGGCUGUUUGCCAAGACUGAAGUGAAACCAAAAAUUGCCAUCAUCUGUGGCUCAGGCCUUGGUGGUUUGGCCGAUCUCCUGGAAAAUAAGACCAAUAUUUCUUAUAAAGAUAUUCCCAAGUUCCCUCAGAGCACAGUACAAGGGCAUGCAGGUCAGCUGGUCUUUGGAGAAUUGAAUGGGAAGCAGUGUGUUUGCAUGCAGGGCCGCUUUCACUUCUACGAGGGCUAUGACAUUGCCACAGUAACAUACCCUGUGCGAGUAUUCUUCCUACUUGGGGUGGAGACACUGAUUGUGACCAAUGCAGCAGGGGGACUAAACUCCAACUUUAAUGUUGGGGACAUCAUGUUGAUUAAGGACCAUAUCAACAUGCCUGGCUUUGCAGGCCAAAAUCCUCUGUGUGGUAGAAAUGAGGACAGGUUUGGAGUGCGUUUCCCUUGUAUGUCAGAUGCUUAUGACAAAGACCUGGCCCAUCUGGCUAGGGAGACUGCAGAAGAGCAGGGCUGUGCCUCCUUCCUCCAAGAAGGAGUGUACUGCAUGCUGGCAGGACCCACGUUUGAGACCAUCGCAGAGUGCAGGAUGCUCCAGAAACUUGGGGCAGACGCUGUCGGAAUGAGUACAGUUCCUGAGGUGGUGGUGGCACGUCAUUGUGGUCUGCGAGUCUUUGGGCUUUCCCUCAUUACCAAUAAGGUGGUGACAGAUUAUGAAAGUAAGGAAAGAGCAAACCAUGAGGAGGUCCUGGAGACCACCCGUAUGCGCACUCAACACCUCCAACAGUUGGUCAGACGUCUAGUGGAAAAGAUGUAG